AUGGAUAAGCUUAAAUGUCUAGGAGAUGAGUUUUAUGGUUAUAACCAAACCAGGGCAGCUUUGUUCCCCACAUUGAAAACCUUAGGAUUUGUUUCUUGCCACGCUUUAAUUGAAUGGAAGGAAGCAACUGCGAUGUCAACAGUAGCGGUGUUUCCUCGCAUUGAGGAGUUGAGUCUCAAUUCUUUAAUGCAAUUGAAAAAUGCUCCCAGUCAUUUUCCAUAUCUCCGGAAGUUGAACAUACAUGUUCUUGACAAUGUCAUGCCAAUAGAAAACAUAUGCAGCCAACUAACCACUCUCACUUCCCUCUAUAUGCAAGGGAUUAAGGAGCUUACUUCUCUGCCAGUAGGGAUGGCGGAAAAGAACCGGAAUCUUUGGUCACUGAUUAUCGGCCAUUUUGAAAACCUGACGCACUUACCUGAUGGAUUGCAACACAAACUUCCUCUUCUUGAUGAGUUGUUUAUAUUAAGUUUCCCUAAUCUAGAGCUCAUUCCAAUUACAGAAGGCGUACCAUGUCUCCUAGAACUCAACAUUAAGGAUUGUAAGAAACUAUCAAGCUUACCGAGUGGGUUAAAAUAUUGCACCUCUCUUCAGAUGUUGAGUAUAAGUUGUUGCCCCAAUCUCACAUCAAUUCCAAUUCUACAAGUCCUCCCACCAUCCCUCCUUAUGUUGGAAGUUGAAUUUUGUGGUGCAUUAACAAGCUUAGCAGGUGGUCUUGAAUGUCUUACCACCCUUCAGCAAUUCACCUCCCUCCGCAAAUUGUUUAUUUAUGAUUACGAACUGGAAUCCAUCAAUAGUUCUCUGGAGGAGUUGUCUUUACUUGGUUGCACAUCCCUCUGUGAUUUGAACAUUCGAAAUUGCAAAGGGUUCACAAGUAUAUUUAGUGGGCUAAAAUCUUGUACUUCUCUUAAUUCACUGUGUGUUAAUACUUGUCCAGAUUUGAUGCAUUUACCGAUUGAUGGGCUGCAAACCCUUGUCUCUCUUGAGGAGCUGAGAAUAUGUUAUUGCCCUAAUCUAGAAGCUGUUCCCAGUUUGAACAACCUGACAUCCCUUCGUGAGUUGCACAUUUGUAGCUGCGGAGGAUUGACAAGUAUACCAAGUGGGCUAGCCUCCUGCACAUCUCUUACCAAUUUGUCACUCGACUCAUGCCCCAACUUGGUAUCUAUUGCAGAGGAUGUAUCUAGGCUACAAUCCCUAACUCGUUUACAAAUAUUUGAUUGUGGGAAGUUACAAUGUUUGCUGACUGGCCUGCAGUUUCUGACCCGUUUGGAACAUCUAACAAUUCGUGAGUUCUCAGAGAAGCUUGAUUGUUUCCUUGAUUUUGAGGCUCCACCAAGAGUUCAAAAAAUAAGGUUGUGGGGAUGGCCAAAGCUCAAGUCUCUACCUCAACAAAUUCAACACUUCACUUCUCUCACAUCUUUGUUUAUAAUAUCUUUUAACCAAGUGGAGACUUUGCCAAAGUGGUUAGGUAACUUUACAUCUCUUACAUUCCUGGGUAUUCAGAGGUGUGAGAAUUUGAUGUAUCUACGUCCGAUCAAAGCUAUGCAAUGCCUCGACAAUUACAAGAGCUAG
Prunus armeniaca (apricot) is the source of this 1569-nucleotide messenger RNA. The record is from the annotation of a GenBank genome assembly. Lineage: Eukaryota; Viridiplantae; Streptophyta; Magnoliopsida; Rosales; Rosaceae.